AUGGCGCUGGCCAAAGAGCCCGACCAGACUCCGAGUGCGUCAAGGCCGUCCAACGAGCUGGGCCGGCGACCCUCUUCCGAAGCAGGUGAAGACGUGGACCGCAUCGCCAGCCAGGCCAGGCAGGCCAUCGUCGAAAGCCGACGGCUUCUGGACGCGCAGUCCUCGCGCAGCGGAUUCGGCUCCGUAGCCGGCGACCACAGCGACCGCAGUGACCGCACGUUGCAAAGCUCCAGCCGCCCUGGGGCCAGCUCUGCGCAUGGGACUGUGUCGGAAGAGCUGCAGCGGGAGAGGCAGCGACAGCGGCGGCGCCAGCAGGACCGGGAAGCCGAACAGGCCGCGCUGGAGCUGGAGAAAAGUUUCGAUGAGGCGAUGCGCAAGCAGAGGCUGGCCACACGUCAGGCCGAGGGCCUCCUAAGCGAGUGCCAGGCAGAACUGGAGAGGCGCACAGAGAGCUCAACCGCCUCUCGCUCUGCCGAGGUCAGGGAAGAGGCGGCGCAGCUCCGCCAGGCAGCCAAGAGGGCUGAGGACUCUGCGCGGCAGCACGCGAGUGAGCAGCGAGAGCUGCGGCAAAGAUUGCAGCAGCUCAUCGAUGAGGCCAAGGCAGAAGUGGCGACUGUGGCACAGAAGCGUGCGGAAGACAGCAAGCACAGGCAAAUGUCGUUACGCAAGCAGCAGAAGCAGUUACAGAAGGCCAAGGGCGUAUGUGCAGAUCUUUCUCAGCGCAUCCAGCAGAAAAAGCAGAUAUGCGAAGACACGGAUCGGCAGAUACACUCGAUCGGAGCGUCUGUCGCCAGCUUGCGGCGAACAGCCGUGGAAGUCUCAGCUCUGGCUCAAGCUCUUCGGAGCCGCUUGGAUGGUGAGGAGACAGAGACUCAGACAGCUGAGGCUGAGACUUUAACUUUAGAGAGCGGGGAGGGCCAGGGCUCUCUGUGUGAUACCGGAGGAUCGGACACCGGCGUGCAAAAGCUGGAGCUGGCAAAGACGGCGCUCUCUGCCAAGGUGGCUGCCGCUUGGGACCGCUGCCGGAGCUUGGAGCAAGAGGCGCUUUCGAGUGCAAGAAAGGCGGAGGAGCUCUCUGCCCUCGUCGAGCACUACCAACUCCAGCUCUCGCAGCCAAGCCUUGCCGACACUGAUAGUGUACUGCAGGAGCUUCGAGCUGCUAACGAGGAGCAUGCCGAGUUGAAGAAGGUGCACCGGCAAGCUCUGGCACAGCUGGAUGGUCAGCACUUACAAAAGCUGGUGACCACCCUUGCAACGAGUCGGAGUUCCAAGGCAGAGAAUGCACAGCCGACGAGUGCCACAGGGUUGUCCGAGACAGCACAGAAGGUAGUUCGCUGUGAGGUCGAGCACGUUCGUGAGCUGUGCCUCGUCGAAACGCGCAUUGCGGAGCAAGAGCUGUCGCAGUACGAGGCUUUUAUUGCUCGGCCGGCUCGGGCGGCUGAGGUGCAAAGCUCACCUUCCAGCACGUUGCAAGAGGUGCAAGGCAGGGCAAAGCUGAGGGCUGCAGGACUUUCCAAGGGGUCCUGCCAUCGGCUGAGCACUCGCCUCGAGCAUUUUCUCCGGGAUGGUGAAGCCAAGGACUUGGACCUCUCCGGAGGGAUUGCGCCGGUGCUGGUGGAGUACCUCAAGAACAGCAUCCACAAGAGCAUCGACAAGGCCAAGCCAGAGCUGGAGAUUUGGACAUCCAAGCUGACCCAGCUUGGAAAGAAUCCCUCUUUGCCUGAAGGCGCGGCGUGCCUUGGGGAGACCCGCGCCGCCUGCCAAAACCAAGCGCAGCUCUGCAUGGAGCUCCGCCUGUCCAUUGAGCCUCUCGAGAAGGAGGCCGCCGCCAGGGGACAUCAGCGCUCAGAGGAGCUGCAGCGAGGCGCAGCGCUGCGGACACGGCUGGAGGAGGCACUGCGAGCGGAAGCAGCGAUGGGUGCGGAGCUGUGCUCGAAGCUGGAAGAGGAGUGCCGGGAGGUGAAGGUGUCGGUGCAGGGCCUCGAGCUUUCAUCGAGCCACGAGGCGCAAGCGUGUUCUCGGCUUCGGGAGGAGUUGCAUUGCAAGGAGGAGGCUUUCGACCAGCUCGCGGCGCAUGCAGCAGGUCUUGAGCGUGCCGAUGCCGAGCUGGAGGAGCGGCGGAAGCAGCUGCGUCGCCGCAUGGCCGCAGUGUCUAAGGCACUUGAUUUCAAGGCGGCCCAAGCUGAGGAAACCCGCGAGGAGGCGGAGGCCUGCUGCGCAGCCCGGUCAAAGGCAGCUGUCGCAACAGAGGCAGAGCGCACCGUGCUCUGCGCCGCGCUGGCCAACUUGGAGGCUGAGAAGGCAUCGCUCUGUCAAGAGCAGCUGCUGCAUGGCUCCGUGUCAACACGACCGAGCGACUGA
Messenger RNA from Symbiodinium necroappetens, 2361 nucleotides. The record is from the annotation of a GenBank genome assembly. NCBI's taxonomy places the organism in Eukaryota, Dinophyceae, Suessiales, Symbiodiniaceae.